ACAGUGACGUUGGGCCGCCGUGACCCGCACGCCAGCCGCCGGUAUAAAGGCGACGUUCGGCGGCGCGGUGCAUUGCAGUCCUUCGCUACCGUCGCAACCGAAACAAACAGCGCCAUGCUCGCCGUCGUCCUCCUCGCCGUGCUCUGCGGCCAGCAGGUGUUUGGGGCGGCCACCGCGUCCACCGCGGCCACGCAGAUGCCCGACAUGCACGAGAUCAUGGAGAUGUGCAUGACGGAGACCGGGACCUCCAUGGACGACGUCUUAUCGUGGGCUGACGGCGGGGACGCCAGCGAAAACACGAAGUGUCAAAUGAAGUGCGUCCUGAUGAAGGCCAACAUGAUGACCAACUCGGGCCACUUCAACGUGGAGAACAUGAUCGCCUCCCUGCCGGCCGAGCAGCACGCCAUCGCCAGGGAGUGCGCGAUGAUCGAGCAAGGCGGCGAUCUGUGCGACCUGGCGUACCGCAACCAGAUGUGCAUGCGCGACAAGAGCCCCGAUUUCUACGCCGACCACAUCAAGAUGAUGGCCACCGCCGCCCCCGCCCCCAGCAAGUGAAUCCAGCACAGCGACAAUCCCCCACACAGAUAAAAACACAGUUGGAUCAAACAAAACCCACGCCAUUUAUGUUGUUACCGCUAAUUUCAUGAAUAAAGAGAAAUGUUGCAUUGAG
This is a messenger RNA of Thrips palmi, 670 nucleotides long. Its product is annotated as general odorant-binding protein 56h-like. NCBI's taxonomy places the organism in Eukaryota, Metazoa, Arthropoda, Insecta, Thysanoptera, Thripidae. Gene Ontology annotation, biological process: sensory perception of smell. The coding region runs from base 115 to 555 and encodes 146 amino acids. The transcript is spliced from 7 exons. Gene Ontology annotation, molecular function: odorant binding. The record is from RefSeq and is a predicted model, not a curated record.